Messenger RNA from Gregarina niphandrodes, 1335 nucleotides. RefSeq names its product N6-adenosine-methyltransferase. Gene Ontology annotation, cellular component: RNA N6-methyladenosine methyltransferase complex. The transcript is spliced from 2 exons. The record is from RefSeq and is a predicted model, not a curated record. Lineage: Eukaryota; Apicomplexa; Conoidasida; Eugregarinorida; Gregarinidae. Bases 1 to 1335 code for a protein of 444 amino acids.
AUGGUGGCUGCUCAGUCGUCGCUCUCGGCGUACUACUCCACCCGGAGCGUGUAUGACGUGCUCGAACGGCCCACCGCUGGCGAGAGGUUGCGGCACCCACCGAAGAAGAAUAAGGACCGUGAGUUGGUGGGGUCAUUGUUGGGUCGGCAAACGUUUGGUGAAAAGUUGAGCAAGACGUUCAGCAUACCGGGUCGGUUGGAUCCGCGAUUCCAAGUCUUACGGAUGUGUCCGAGGGGUUCAAAGGCUGCGUGUCGUGAGAGCAAUCGACAGGGCGGCCAUUGCAACUUGAUCCACGUAAACCGCAUCAUUAAUGAGUUGACGGAGAUUUCGGCGGGUGAUUGUUCUUAUUUGGACACAUGUCGUCACUUGUCGGCUUGUCGGUUUGUGCAUUAUGCGUUGGAUGUGGGGGACUAUGGUCCGGUGAUUGCUAACCACCCGUAUUUACAGCAUCGAUUGGUGAAGUUAAACAAGUUUGAUGUGUUGGAACGCGAGACGGGUGGGGCGGAGGUGGGAAUUGGGCCGGGGAGUGAAGGAUUGGAAGUUGGAGAUAUGACGGGGACAGGGAUGGGGGAUAAGGCGGGGAGCGAGAAAACGAAGGUGGAAGAGGCAGGUGUAGAAUCUUGGCUGCGGGAGGGGUGUUUGGCAUUACAUGAAGGCACACGGAUGCCGCCGCAGUGGAUUCGGUGCGAUUUAAGGACAGUAGAUCUUGGGGUGUUUAAAGGCAAGGUGAGCGUAAUCAUGGCGGAUCCACCGUGGGAUAUCCGUAUGGACCUGCCUUAUUGGACAAUGACGGAUGUGGAGAUGAACAGUCUCAGGAUCGACUUGGUCCAAGAUGAAGGGUUGCUGUUCCUAUGGGUAACUGGUCGCGCUAUGGAAAUAGCACGUCAAUGCAUGACGCAUUGGGGCUACCGACGUGUGGACGAACUCGUCUGGCUUAAAACCAACCAUCUACAUAGGAUCAUCCGCACAGGUCGCACAGGACAUUGGUUAAACCAUAGCAAGGAACACUGCCUAGUCGGCGUUAAAGGAAACCCCCGAAUCAACCGUAAGAUUGAUUGCGAUGUACUUGUUAGCGAAGUCAGAGAAACCAGUCGUAAACCUGACGAAAUAUACCGACUCAUUGAACGAAUGUGUCCUUACGGACAGAAGCUAGAGCUCUUCGGCCGCUCACAUAAUUUGAGAGACAAUUGGAUCACACUUGGCAACCAACUCAAUGGUAUCUCCCUACAUGAUGCUGACCUCAUCAACCAUUUCAAGUCAAGUAAAACCGGACUCCGGCUCGUCUGUGCAGAAGAGCAAAAAAGACUCAGACGCACUCAUGAACCUAACCAAUGA